AUUUAGCUACAGGCUUACAAACACUGUAACGUCUGUGACUGAAACACAGUAACACACACACAUUAUUUAGUGUACCCCUGACGCCUGUAGCCCUUGUACGCGCGCGCGCCAACAAGAUACGAUUUUGUGGUAAGCGGUAACGACAAUUACAAGUUAAAAGUUAUAACAGUGAGUAACAAUUAACGACCGACAGACUAGUGGCGACCUGUGCAACUGAAAGCGCUGAACGCCGGAAUACCGAUCCGUUUUUCGUAGAAAAUACUACCAUCGAUUUUGCUGUCGAUACUACUCGAAUACUCGAUAUUCGCUAACCGCUAUCCGGUGUUGUAUUUCUUUGUUCCACUAUAAUCGACGUGAGUGUUUCGUCCGAGUCAAUCGUUUGCCAAUCAUGUCCGAGUCUGAGGGAAAUUCUUUCAACGAGAACGAAGAUGAUCAGGUGGUCGGGCUUGUCGAGUACAUAAACGAUCAGAAUGCUGAAAUUGAACAAGCCAAUCUGAUUCUCGAGGCGUCCGAAAGCGACAGUUGCACUUACUCUCUGGGAUACAUGAACCGACAAGCGUUGUACGCUUGUCUGACUUGCACUGAAAAAGACAAGUUGCCUGGUGCUAUAUGUUUGCCUUGUAUGUAUGAAUGCCAUGAAGACCAUGACUUGGUUGAGUUAUGGACAAAAAGGAAUUAUCGUUGUGACUGUGGAAGUGAUAAGUUAACAUCAGAGUGUAAAUUGGAACCGUCAAAACCUGAAGCAAAUGACCGCAAUAUUUACAACCAAAAUUUUAAGGGUUUAUACUGCAUUUGUCAACGCCCGUACCCCGAUUCUGAAAAUACGGAUGAAAUGGUACAAUGCAUCGUUUGUGAAGAUUGGUAUCAUAGCAAGCAUUUGGGUACAAAAGAUAUGAAUCCAGAUGAUUAUUCUGAAAUGAUAUGUUCUGGCUGUACAUCAAAACUAAGUUUCUUACCAGCUUACAAUCAUUUAAUUGUGACUGAUGAUUCUGUACAGAACAUCGAAAAAGGUGAUGAAUCUGAGGAUGUUGAUGUUGUGGAUACAGAUAAGGAAUCUGAAAAUAAUGUGGAAAAUGGUUUAAAUGUUGUAUCGAAGGACAUGACAUCCGAAAAUGCUAAAGCUGGUACUUCUAGUGGCGAAAAUUGUAAAUUGAGAAAUGCAAAGGACCCAAAGAAAAUUAUCGGAAGUUCUUUCUGGGUAGAAGGUUGGCGUCAAGAACUUUGUACAUGUUCUAACUGUAUUGAACUAUAUAAGAUAGAAGGCGUUCCAUUUAUUACCGAUCAACAAGAUACAUUACAGGCAUAUGAAAACAAAAGCCGUGAAAGAAUGAUAGCUAAGGAAAAACAAAGUGAAGAUGGUCUAUCCAAAGCAUUAUCAUCUAUGGACAGAGUGGCAGCAGUGGAAUUAGCUCAUCAGUAUAAUCAGUUCAAAGAAGAACUAGGAGAGUGGCUAGGCAGCUUUAAAGGGGAUAAAGUUGUUAAAGUGGAAGACGUGCAAGAAUUUUUUUCUGGUAUGCAAGCCAGAAAGCGUGCUAAGAUGGAUGAUGGCAUUCCUCCAAGUUUCUGUCGUUAAUUUAUUGUUUAAACCACAUUUAUCAUCAUAGAUUUAAAUACUUAUCAAUAAGAUAAUAUAAUAAGUAUUUCCUAGUAUUGUACUUUAAAAAAUUUAAUUUAAUUUAAUUUAAUACAUAUUUUGUAUUUUUUACUCAUGUAUCAAUAAAAUAUAUUAUGUCAUAAUUUACUCAUAAUGCAUUUAUAAUAUAUAAAUAUUGCUAACGAUCAUUUA
Acyrthosiphon pisum (pea aphid) is the source of this 1786-nucleotide messenger RNA. RefSeq names its product putative E3 ubiquitin-protein ligase UBR7. Gene Ontology annotation, cellular component: cytoplasm. Lineage: Eukaryota; Metazoa; Arthropoda; Insecta; Hemiptera; Aphididae. The coding region runs from base 389 to 1573 and encodes 394 amino acids. Gene Ontology annotation, molecular function: ubiquitin protein ligase activity; zinc ion binding. The record is from RefSeq and is a predicted model, not a curated record. The transcript is spliced from 11 exons.